CUGAAGAACAAAAAGCAAAACGCGAUUGUAGUUUGAUGUCAGAAGAAACCGUUUUAAACAGUGCAGUUGAAAUAAAAGCUGGAGUUGUUUGGAGGUUGUGAAAGUUUUCUUGAGGAAUCCUAACGUUCGCGCAUUGGUGCCAUGAACGGACAGAUUUUUCAGUCACGUGGCAAAAUCUUGAUAGCCCUUUUACUGAUAACUGUCCCAGUUGUUCAGAGCGGGAAUGUUCUUGUCUUUCCUGUGGAUGGCAGUCAUUGGGUCAACAUGAACAUCUUGGUGGAGGCCCUUCAUGACAAAGGUCACAAUGUUACAGUCAUUCGGAUGGCAGACAGCUGGUACAUCAAAGAAUUCUCACCUCACUACACAUCAGUCACUAUAAAUUCACCAGGAGGAUUCGAUGAGGAAUUCUUUGAGACGUUUGCAUUCAGACUCAUGAAAAUCCUGAGAGAAGGCUCCACCUGGGGUCGUCUGAAGCUGGAAAUAGAGACAUGGUUAGGUACUUAUGAGCUGAUCAAAGUAGAAUGUGAGAUGAUAAAAAGUAUGAUGGAAGACCAGCAGCUAAUACAGUCUUUAAGGGAUGCCAAGUAUGAUUUGCUUCUUACAGAUCCGCUUUUGUUUGGAGGUGUUCUUUUGGGCCACUUCCUGAAGCUGCCUAUUGUCUACAAUAUCCGUUGGACGAUGUAUAGUGAGGCGCAUUUUGCAAUAGCUCCUUCUCCACUUUCUUAUGUUCCUUUUCCGAUGGUGGAGUUAUCAGACCGCAUGAGCUUUUUUCAAAGAGUGAAAAAUUUAGUGAUGUACACUAUAGCUGAAGCUAUGGGUGUUUUGUUGUUUGCUCCAAAUUAUAAUGCACUUUGCGAACGGUUCAUUGGCCCAGGAGUCUCCUUCCUUACCUUAGUACAGAGUGCUGAUCUGUGGCUCCAUAGAGUUGAUUUUGUUUUUGAAUUCCCGCGUCCCACUAUGCCGAACAUUGUCUAUAUGGGAGGUUUUCAAUGCAAGCCGUCAAAGCCUCUUCCCAGAGAUCUGGAGGACUUUGUGCAGAGCUCUGGUGAUCAUGGUGUCAUCAUCAUGUCUCUGGGCACUCUCAUUGGUCAGCUUCCUGAUGAUGUGGCUGAAGCGAUUGCUGAAGCUUUUGCAGAACUUCCACAGAAGAUCGUCUGGAGGUACAAAGGAAAGAGACCAUCUGCUCUAGGAAACAACACCCUAGUGAUGGACUGGAUGCCUCAGAAUGAUCUUCUGGGUCAUCCUAAGACCAGAGCCUUCGUUGCACAUGGAGGAACCAAUGGGAUUCAAGAAGCCAUUUACCACGGAGUACCAAUCAUUGGAUUUGGGUUGAUUUUUGACCAGCCUGAUAAUCUUGCAAAAAUGAGAGUACGGGGUGUAGCCAAGAAUGUAAACUUUGCCACAGUGGAUAAGGACUCCUUCCUUGAAACCGUCAAAGAGGUUCUUUAUGAUCCCUCUUAUCAGGAGAACAUGCAGAGGCUCUCAAGGCUUCACAAGGACGUUCCAGUAAAACCUCUGGACAAUGCCAUCUUCUGGAUUGAGUUUGUUAUGAGGCACAAAGGUGCUGCUCACCUGCGCACAGAGUCUUACAAAAUGCCCUGGUACUCUUAUCACUCUGUAGAUGUCUUACUGUUCCUGCUAUCUGCUGUGACCCUCAUAAUCUUUAUAAUAUGUGUGGUUAUUAAAUAUUUCUGUUUCAGAAUAUGUUUAGGAAAAUCAAAAAACAAACUUGAAUGACUUUUUUAUAGUAUCUAAGGUACUAUAUUUUGUUAUUAAGCCACUCUAGGUCGGGCAUUUCCUGUAUAUUAAUGACCAAAGCUUUGAAUCAAAAUUAUGUUUAUUUUGUACAGUGAUCUAAAGAUGUUAAUUUAUUGAUUUGUGCAUGUUUAAAUUUGUGCCAUUGUUUAGAACAAUAUUCUGUAUUUCAAAAAUGAAUUGUGUCAGGUAUAACAUGUUUUAUUUUACUUAUAUUAACUGAUUUAUCAGUUUGUAAUUUCACAAACAAUUUAGCAAAAUACAUGCAAUUCCAAAUACUCAAUAAGCUCAUUAAGCUUUAAUAGAUUAAUAUUUGUGGUUUGUAUGACAGUAUUACCUAAAAAUAUACAUUAUAAAUGUUGUCAUCAGUAGCUAUUUCAUAAGAAUGUAUAAAUAAUUAAUUUAAUAUUUCACCAAAUGUUUAUUAUUUAUUUUGACAAUCAUUUUUAUUUCAGAUAUGUAUAUGUAUAUUUCAGAUAUUUUUAUAUGGAAAAUUAAAUUUAGCAAAUCAGUUUGAUUUAAAGUUCUAUGGGGCAUUUCACAUAAUUGUUUAUGUACUGACAAUAAUACAUUAUAUCGUA
Messenger RNA from Puntigrus tetrazona (Sumatra barb), 2336 nucleotides. Its product is annotated as UDP-glucuronosyltransferase 2A1-like. NCBI's taxonomy places the organism in Eukaryota, Metazoa, Chordata, Actinopteri, Cypriniformes, Cyprinidae. The transcript has 2 exons. The coding region runs from base 142 to 1737 and encodes 531 amino acids. Gene Ontology annotation, molecular function: UDP-glycosyltransferase activity. The record is from RefSeq and is a predicted model, not a curated record.